Molecule: messenger RNA, 1701 nt
Organism: Exophiala aquamarina CBS 119918
Lineage: Eukaryota; Fungi; Ascomycota; Eurotiomycetes; Chaetothyriales; Herpotrichiellaceae
Exons: 2
Coding region: 1-1701 (566 amino acids)
Source: RefSeq, a predicted model, not a curated record
AUGUUUACAGCAACGAAAUUACAGGUUGCAACAUACCUGCUCGGAGUCUGCCCCUUCUCCAUCGCGUUCCUGGUCUUCUUAAACUCUUCCGUCUCCUUCGUUAUCACCGACCUGAUUGGACAAGAAAACCGUGUCGGAGAUGCAGUGGGAACGUUGGGCUUCGCAGAUGAAGUGCUUGCUCUAGUUGCGUGUCCCGUGUGGGGGCUACUUGCAGACGGUAUCUUGGGCCUACGCCUUGUCUGCGUCUUGGGAUAUUUGAUAAUUGGCCUGUCGCUGGUCGUUUUUGUGCAAGCACAAGAUGUUUAUCCACAACUUUUGCUCGCCAGGCUACUUUUCAGCGUAGGUGGCGCUGCAGCAUCUACCAUGGUCACAGCAAUCCUUCCAGCCGUUGCAAGUAGACCCCAAUUGGCAGCUGCUGGUGAACGAGGCAGAGCUACAGACCAAGUCGAGGGCAAUCGUCUCUCAUUCAGUCCGUCAAUUGCAUCAGAAUUGACCAUCACGCCUGCCAGAUUUGCUUCAAGGUCUCCCAAGCGUCACACGAACAAUAAUGAUGACUCAAACAUUGCACGCUCCACAAGUCGUGUUGCUGGCUAUGUUGGAAUGUUGACAGGGGGAGGUGCAUUGCUUGCUUUGAUGGUGUUUCUUCCACUACCAGCACAACUUCAAUAUGCUGGAUAUGGACAAGAAGUCGCCCUGAAGUAUAGCUUUUACAUUGUCGCAAUAAUUGCGCUUGUACUAGCCUUGUGGUGUUCCAUUGGUUUGAGGGGUUUGCAGACAGAAUCGGGAAGCAGCCGAUUCAAAGCACCCGACGACCACGACAACUCCCUACGGUCCCGAACCAUGGCUACUCUGAAGGAAAUGUACUCUAACUUCCAAACAGCAAUUCUGAUCGGGUUCACACAUUCGGAGAUCACGAUAGGGUAUAUUGGUGGAUUCGUGGCCCGUGCCUCAUCCGUUGGCAUCUCUUUAUUUAUCCCACUUCUGAUCAACGCAAUGUUCAUGUCAUCGGACCUUUGCCAAGUUGCAGGCGAUCUCGACGAUCCUACCGGCCUUCCGGACAUCAAGAGAAGAUGCCCGCGUGCAUAUAUUGUAGCGGCUGAAAUGACCGGGGCCGCGGAAACGGUCGCCCUAAUUUUUGCACCAAUAUUCGGGUAUUGGAGCGCUAAAUCUGCGAGAAAGGAGAUCCCGUUAAUCUUCGCCUCAGUUAUGGGGAUUAUUGGAUAUCCAUUGUUCGCAAGUCAAUUUGACCCCGAUGACAAAGGCACUGGCAAGAGAGUAAUAGCAUUUUUGGCCGUGUGUUUGAUUGGUAUCAGCCAAAUUGGUGCCAUUGUAUGCAGCUUGGGAACUCUCAGCAAAGGAAUACUCGAAGGGGCAAUUGAAUCUACAAAAGAGACUUUAGACGAAUCAACACCCGGUGAAAGCGAACCGCUAUUGAAUCGCCCGAGCCCGCCUGUUAACGACACGAGACUGUCGGCUCUAAAGGGCUCCUUUGCCGGAGUGUAUUCACUAUAUGGCGGUGCUGCUAUUCUGAUUUUGACAAAACUCGGUGGCCUGCUGUUCGACAAGGUUUCGUUAUCUGCACCGUUCUAUAUCAUGGCUGCAUUCAACGCCAUGUUACUCUUGGCAUGCGUUGUACUGAGCUUGCGAAAAGCUAGAGGAUCACAAGAAGAGAAUCAUCCGAAUGUUGUUCUCGGCUCGUGA